Messenger RNA from Sesamum indicum (sesame), 2862 nucleotides. RefSeq names its product putative galacturonosyltransferase 14. Gene Ontology annotation, molecular function: polygalacturonate 4-alpha-galacturonosyltransferase activity. The record is from RefSeq and is a predicted model, not a curated record. Lineage: Eukaryota; Viridiplantae; Streptophyta; Magnoliopsida; Lamiales; Pedaliaceae.
UAUUAUUACAGAUCGGAACCGAUCAGCCAAUCAAAAUUAAAGAGCUCGCAAUAACACGAAAUACUUUCUCUCUCUACGUUCACUUCUCCGACUUCCGAUCCAGAGAGAGAAACUCAAUCAUCAGCCAUUUUAAUCAACACGAAGCGGCAAAAAUUUCAGAGAGAGGGAGAGGGAGAGAGCGAGACAGAAUUAGCUUGCUUUGUUACGAUGAUUUAACUGAUGCGUGAAUCUCAUUCAAUGGUUUUCAUUGAUUCAUUUGCAGAAAGUCAUCGUACAUGUAUAUAGAUACAGGAAUGGGGGAAGCAACCGGAAACCCUAAGGUUAGUGGAUUUGUUCGGGAUUUUGUGGAAUAGGAAUUUGAAUGCGGUGGAAUGCAUCGCUCCGGGGGAAAAUCAGGAUUGUUGAAUAGCCUUGGUGGGGGAUCUGAUGGUGAAGAGUCCGUUGACAUUUCGUAGGAAAUUUUUAGACCCGUUUUAUUCAAGGAGUGUGUGCAUUGAUAAUAUUGGGGGCAGGGGUGGCGGUGGUGGUGCGAGCGGUCGUUUGUUGAAUUGGAGGAGGGUAGAAGGAGGAAGAGGAGGGUAGUGGCGGAGGAGGAAGAUGCAGCUGCACUUCUCACCUAGCAUGAGAAGUAUAACAAUAUCUUCGAGCAGCAAUGGAGGAAAUGGCAAUGGGGGAGUCGGAGAUUUGAUGAAGAUCAAGGUUGCAGCUCGCCAUCUGAUACUUGCGUUUUUGUUACCUUUUGUGUUCAUUCUCACCGCCCUCGUCACACUUGAAGGUGUCAACAAGUGUUCCACGUUCGAUUGUUUAGGACGACGGUUGGGGCCAAAGCUUCUUGGUAGAACGGAUGAUUCUGGGAGGCUGGUCAAGGACUUUGUUAAAGUCCUGAAUCAAGUGAACUCUGAGAAGGUCCCUGAUAACUUAAAGCUCCCAGACUCUUUUAGUCAACUUGUUUCUGAAAUGAAGAACAACAAGUACAGUGCAAAGGAGUUUGCAAUACUUUUGAAAGGAAUGAUGGAGAGAUCUGAAAAGGAGAUCCGGGAGUCCAAGUUCGCAGAGCUAAUGAAUAAACACUUUGCAGCAAGUGCAAUUCCUAAGUCUAUUCAUUGUCUCUCAUUGAGGUUGACCGAUGAAUAUUCUUCCAAUGCUCAUGCACGCAGGCAGUUACCUUCCCCGGAGUUGCUUCCUUUGCUUUCGGACAACUCCUACCAUCAUUUUGUGUUGUCAACAGACAACAUUCUUGCUGCUUCAGUUGUUGUGACAUCUGCUGUCCAGUCAUCUCUAAACCCUGAAAAGAUUAUUUUCCAUGUGAUAACCGACAAGAAAACUUAUGCAGGCAUGCACUCAUGGUUUGCCCUAAAUCCUAUGUAUCCUGCUAUAGUUGAAGUUAAAGGUAUUCAUCAAUUUGAUUGGUUAACAAGAGAGAAUGUCCCAGUUCUUGAAGCCGUUGAGAACCACAAUGGGAUACGGAAUUACUACCAUGGAAAUCACAUUGCAGGGGCCAAUCUUAGUGAUACAACCCCGCGGACGUUUGCUUCAAAAUUACAGGCUAGAAGUCCAAAGUAUAUCUCAUUGCUCAACCAUCUUCGCAUAUACCUUCCAGAGCUCUUUCCAAACCUUGAUAAGGUGGUUUUCUUAGAUGAUGAUGUUGUAAUUCAACGUGAUCUGACUCCUCUUUGGGAAAUUGACCUCAAUGGAAAAGUUAAUGGAGCUGUUGAAACUUGUAAAGGCGAAGAUGAGUGGGUUAUGUCUAAGCGGUUCAAGAAUUAUUUCAACUUCUCCCAUCCACUUAUAUCAAAGAAUCUGAAUCCAGAUGAAUGUGCAUGGGCGUAUGGGAUGAAUAUCUUUGACCUGCGUGCAUGGCGAAAGACAAAUAUCAGAGAUACUUAUCACUCCUGGCUAAAGGAGAAUCUAAAAUCAAACCUGACAUUAUGGAAACUUGGAACUCUUCCUCCUGCUUUGAUUGCAUUCAAGGGUCACGUUCACCCAAUCGAUCCGUCUUGGCACAUGCUUGGGUUGGGCUAUCAGAAUAAGACCAAAGUUGAAAAUGUGAAAAAUGCGGCGGUGAUUCACUUCAACGGCCAGUCAAAACCAUGGUUGGAGAUUGGCUUUGAGCAUCUCCGCCCAUUUUGGACCAAGUACGUUAACUACUCUAAUGAUUUUAUUAGGAAUUGCCACGUCUUGGAGUAGUUAUCAACCAAUGCCAAUGUGCACCAUUGAAAUUAUGGGACAAAGGAUGUAAUACUAUGGUCUAUGCUUUAAGUCUCUUAGGCAGGUAUCGAUAUCUCAAUAUUUGGUUCCCGCAAACUCAAAAACCUGUUCAAACGGUGACAUAUGAAAUCCGGAUUUUGCUGCCUUGUCGCCAUUUCCUGAAGAAGACGUCACUUAUUGCUAGGCUGGGCAUGAGAAUCAUUCUUUCAGUCUGUAAAGUAGCAGUUGUUCAUCUUUGACGUUAUUUUUUGACCUUCAUCAUGGGGUCUCUCACCUGUUUCUUAGAGCUCAGAAGGGAAUAAUGGUAUUUUGCACGAGAGGACGAACAGAGACGUAGGAUUCAGGUCCUCUGUAAGGUUCCCACUCUGGCCCCAUUGGCCAUAUAGAUUAUUCUUUUCCCUCUAUUUGUUUUCAUUUCCUGUUCAGAUUUUUGUUGCAAUUCCCCAUUUUUCUUCUUCUUCUUUUUUUUUCAAUGGUUGUUCUGCUGAUAUUAUAUGUUACUGGCUAUUCUCUCUCAGGUAGGUUGUGGAGGUUAAUACAGAAACCUGAUUUGAGUUAGGGAACAAGAUAGUUUUUACAUGUCAGUUAUAUCUCUUGUGUAUGAUUCUGUGUUGCUACACAUUCUUAGAUGUGCAGAUUAUUCUUUUUUUGAAA